GAAAAAUUUUAAAAUUAUUAUCAUGAGCCAACCAAAUCAAACAACUGGAAACCGACCUUUUGUACCUCCAAACACUAUUUCUGUAAACUCAACCUUUAAUGAUCUCACCGUUGAGCAGAAAUAUAAUAAUUUAAUUAAAGGCAUAGAUCUAUUUACUAGUGCACAAGAAACAGAAAAUCAGGUAGCUCUUAAAUUCCAGGACUUUAUUCUUUUAGGAUCAAAUUUUGGAUAA
This is a messenger RNA of Racocetra persica, 232 nucleotides long. Lineage: Eukaryota; Fungi; Glomeromycota; Glomeromycetes; Diversisporales; Gigasporaceae. The record is from the annotation of a GenBank genome assembly.